Drosophila virilis is the source of this 3023-nucleotide messenger RNA. The record is from RefSeq and is a predicted model, not a curated record. NCBI's taxonomy places the organism in Eukaryota, Metazoa, Arthropoda, Insecta, Diptera, Drosophilidae.
AAAAAUCAGUUUACAACGGAAAGCACAAAGCGACGGUCGUGAGAACCGAGCAAAGCUAUUCACGUGAAAUUACAAAAAAAAAAAAAAAUAUAUAUAUAUAUAUAUAUAAAGAAAAUUUAACGCAAAAUUUGCGUUUGAAUAAGAAAAGUUUUUGAAAUUUCUGUGCGUGUGCGCGUAUGUGUGAGUACUACAUCAAAUUCCAAGAGUUGUCAGUAAGUUGGUCAACAAGGAUAAUAAAACGGCGCGCUGUCAACUUGUGUCCUGUGUGAAAAAAUCCGCCCCUAAACGGAACAUCUAAAAAGAAGCUAAGCCAACCCAAAGUUUGAAAACGGCUCAUUGGAACGGCAACAAUCAGAGUUAACUCCCAGCGUUGAUGGCUGCCACGAAAAUCAUUGAUGCACCGCGUAACGGUCACGAAAUGGCGCCCCUGAACACAAGAGCACGGGGCGACGGCACCCACGGGGUGACCAUUGUCCUAACCGCACCGCAACGUAAUUCGGUGCAAUCGGUGGAUAUACCAGGGGAACCGGAUCGCGCCGCCUGGAGCGGCAAGAUGCAGUUCUUUCUCAGCAUUAUUGGCUAUUCGGUGGGGCUGGGCAACAUCUGGCGUUUUCCGUAUCUGUGCCAACAGAAUGGUGGCGGUGCAUUUCUGAUACCCUUUAUGAUCAUGCUGAUAUUGGAGGGCAUACCCUUGUUUCUCAUCGAGCUGGGCAUUGGCCAGCGCAUGCGUUUAGGCGCUCUGGGCGUGUGGAAUACCAUACAUCCCUGGCUGGGCGGCAUUGGCAUCUCCUCGUGCAUUGUCACGCUCUUCGUGGCGCUCUACUAUAACGUGAUUAUCACGUGGGUUUUCUACUAUCUGUUUAAUAGUUUUCGGUACCCGCUGCCCUGGUCCACCUGUCCACUUAAUGGUAGCGGCUUUGAGCUGGAGGAGUGUGCCAAGUCAUCGGAGACUACAUAUUUUUGGUACCGCACCACCUUGGAUGCGGCGCCCUCGAUGGAUGAGCCCGGUGGCCUCAAAUGGUGGAUUGUAUUGUGCCUGCUGCUCUCCUGGACCAUUGUCUUUUUCAUUGUCAUGAAGGGCAUACAGAGCUCCGGCAAGGUGGUCUACUUCACCUCGCUCUUUCCCUACAUUGUGCUCACCAUAUUCUUCGUGCGGGGCAUAACGCUGCGCGGCGCCGGCGCCGGUCUGAUGCACAUGUACACGCCCAAGGUGGAAAAGCUGCUGGAGCCGACAGUUUGGCUGGAUGCGGCCACACAGGUCUUUUACUCAUUUGGCCUGGCCUUUGGAUCGCUGAUUGCCUUUGGCAGCUAUAAUACGCCCAAGAAUAACUGCGUUCGGGAUGUGCUGCUGGUAUCUGUUUGUAAUGCAGUCACCGCCAUUUAUGCGAGUGUCGUCAUCUUUGCCAUACUUGGCUUCAAGGCCACUGUCAAUGUGGAUCGCUGUGUGGCCGGCAAUACGGAUAUAUUGGUCAAGCAUGCGCUGCUGCCCUUCAAGAAUGCCAGUAGCGAGGAUUACGAAACGGCCAUACAUAAGAUAAAUGCAACCGAAUUCAGCUUAUUGCAUCUCAGUGAGUGCAGCCUUUCCAAGGAACUAGACAAUGCCGCUGAAGGCACCGGCUUGGCAUUCAUUGUCUUUACCCAGGCCAUAGUCGAGCUGCCCGGCGCACCGUUCUGGGCGGUGUUGUUCUUUACCAUGUUACUGUCGCUCGGCUUGGGCUCACAGAUCGGCAUUCUUGAGGGGAUGCUGUGCACGUUGUUCGACAUUGACAUCAUCAAGCGGGUUAAGAAACAACAUGUCACUGGUGUGGUAUGUCUAUUCUGCUUUAUUGUCGGUUUCAUCUUCUGCACAGGUGCCGGCGAAUAUUGGCUCAAGAUGUUUGAUUCAUUUGCCGGUACAAUUGGUUUGGUUGUAGUUGCCCUAAUGGAAAUGAUUGCUGUUAUAUUUAUCUACGGACAUGAACGCUUCACUGAGGACAUCUAUCAAAUGACGGGCUACAGACCCGGCUUGUAUUGGCAGUGGACCUGGCGCUAUAUUGGCCCAGUUAUCAUGGUGUGCAUAUUGGUCUCCUCCAUAGUCUUUAUGGUCAUACGUAACCCUACAUAUGGCGCUUGGAAUGCCGAUCUGGGCGUUGUUGAACAAAAGAAUUAUCCCAGUUGGGUUAUGGGCGUUGCUCUGGCAAUGAUCCUGGCUGGUGUGCUGCCUAUGCCUAUUGUGUUCCUCAUGCGCAGCUUCCAGUGCCUCAAGGUGGAUCUGGAUAUACACCAAGGCUCCAUAAGGCGAAAUGAAACGACUGCCUCAACCAAGGAAAUGAUUGAUAAUGAUGAUGAUAAUUUGAGUCCGGAUAUGCCACCGCAAGAUUUAUUAGCGGCCACACGCUUCACAAUUGGAGACUUUGAAAACUAGACAUAAAAGAACUAAACAUGUUUAAAAAAAAGAAUACCUAACCUAACCCUUUAACUAACUCAAAAAGUAGUCUCCCGAAAAAUAAAAUCCGUUCAACGCCUGUCACCCACGCUGUAAGGAUAAAUUUCACGCGCCGUCUGCCUGACUAGAAAAAACCCUAAACAAAAAUCUCACCCAUACGUUACGUAUCGAUUCGAACCGAUCCGCAUAAGCCAAUAAGUAAAAUAUUAAUAAUUUAAAAAAAACGCACAGCAAAUACUCAACUAUAGCAAAAAAAAACAAUCGCAAUGCCAUUUAAAUGUAAUAGAGUUCGAUAAACGAUAAAGCGUUAAGCUUCGAUAAAACUAGAUAACUCGUCAGCGCCUUCUUUACAAAGAACAAGAAAAACUUAAACGUAAAACAGAAAAAAAAAGAAAUAAACAAAAAACGUUUACAAUUAUUUACCAGCAACUUAGUUUAGUGCAAUGUUUAUAAACGAAAUGAUAACCAAAAGUUUAGACAAGUAACAUUCACCUAGACAGCUCAAUAUUAGGCUAAGGUCGGCAACUGCAGCUCAAGGGGCUGCUAAGCGAAUAAAAGACUCUUUAAAUUGGCUAAUGAGACGGUUCAGUAAUGCAAA